Messenger RNA from Daucus carota subsp. sativus, 4001 nucleotides. RefSeq names its product probable serine/threonine-protein kinase SIS8. Lineage: Eukaryota; Viridiplantae; Streptophyta; Magnoliopsida; Apiales; Apiaceae. Gene Ontology annotation, molecular function: ATP binding; protein kinase activity. The coding region runs from base 566 to 3673 and encodes 1035 amino acids. The record is from RefSeq and is a predicted model, not a curated record. Gene Ontology annotation, biological process: protein phosphorylation; signal transduction. Gene Ontology annotation, cellular component: cytoplasm. The transcript has 13 exons.
ACUUGCCUCACUUGCUAGUCUUUGCAGUGUGUGCCUUGCCUUUCUCUUCUUUAUUUCUCUAAACUCUUUCCCCAAUUCACCAAUCUUUUUUCUCCAUUAUUUAAUUCUAGUAUUCUACUUGUACUAUUUCUUGUUUAUUCUUCUCCCCCAUCUCUAUUCCAAUUUCAAUACCUUUUUUUACAUGCUUUUCUUGAUCAGUCUUGCUUACCUGUCAUUGUAAAUACAAUCAGCCUGUUGAGUGUUGUCUAUUGUUGUUGUACAUAUUCUUGCAUUUAUAUUAUAAAGAUUCAAGCUUUCUUGUGAAAAGGUGUUUAAUUUGUAAUCUGUACAUCUGGGUAUUGUUAUUUAUGUGUAGAUUUUGGUGGAUUGGUGUUGAAAUGGUUUGGUAUGGUUUAUGAUUUGAUAUGUGUGUUUAUGGGUUCUUGGUGUUGACCUAGGUUGUGUUUUAAGGUUUAUUUGAAGAUUGGUCUUGCUCUGUUUGUAAUUGUUUCACUGAGGAAUCCAUGCAUGGUUUAGUGGAAGAGGGUCUUAUGGUUAUAAGACUGAUGUAGCUUAGGAAAAUAUUAUGAAGAAUCUUCUAAAGAAACUUCACAUCAUGUCUAAUCAGUCUGAAAAUUUAGAAGGUUCCACUUCAUCGAGAAGCAGUAAGUUUAGGGAUGUUUCUUCACCUGAUAGGGUUUUACAGGCUCAAUCGAGUCUUAAUUCUGAGCAUAAAGAUAAACCCUUUUCGGGUCUGUCUGGGUGGUUAAACUCGGUUGCAAAUAAACGUAGCCCUAGUCCUACUCCACCAUCAUCUUCGAAUGUGACUAGAAAGGGAAGAGCUGAGCCAUCUGAUUUGGCGAAUGGUAGUUCUCAGGAUGUUGUGAGGCGUGAUAUAGAGUCUAGUAACUCAAGGGAUCCUAAUAUUGUGAAUGAGGAGUAUCAGAUACAAAUGGCUUUAGAGUUGAGUGCAAGGGAGGAUCCAGAAGCAGUACAGAUUGAAGCAGUUAAGCAGAUUAGUCUGGGCUCUUUUCCACCAGAUAAUGCCCCUGCAGAAGUUACUGCAUACAGAUAUUGGAAUUACAAUUCUCUUAGCUACGAUGACAAGAUUCUCGAUGGUUUCUAUGAUCUAUAUGGUAUCUUGAUUGAGUCCACUUCUUCAAAGAUGCCUUCUCUUGUUGAUCUUCAAACAACACCGGUGUCAGAUAGCAUCACCUGGGAAGCUGUUCUAGUUAAUAAGGCUUCCGAUUCUAAGCUCUUGCGUCUUGAACAGAAGGCUUUGGAGUUGGCUGUCAAGUCGAGGUCAGAAUGCCUUGAUUUUGAUGGUGCUGAUUUGGUGCGGAAGCUUGCUGUUUUGGUUUCGGAUCACAUGGGGGGGCCAGUUACUGAUCCUGAAAAUAUGUUGUUGGCUUGGAAAAGUCUUAGUUAUAAGCUGAAGGAAACUCUCGGGAGCAUGGUUUUGCCUCUUGGUUCUUUGACAAUAGGCUUGGCACGUCAUCGCGCACUGUUGUUUAAGGUCUUGGCUGAUAGUGUUGGCAUACCUUGCCGUAUAAUGAAAGGACAGCAGUAUACUGGUUCUGAUGAUGUGGCAAUGAACUUCGUAAGGAUUCAUGGUGCAAGGGAAUACAUUGUUGAUUUGAUGGCCGACCCUGGCACACUAAUUCCAUCGGACACAACAGGAUCAGAUAUAGAGUAUGAAAGAUCUUUCUUCUCUACACCUUUGGCCGCAGACUCCUCUAGUACAGCUUCUUCGGGUAGCGGUAUUACCAGCUCAUAUGAACAGAUGUUGGAGCGUCAAGCUUCCGAGGUCAGGUCUAGAUGUAAUGUUAGUUCUGCCGAAAACAAGCUUGAUGAAAGAAGUGAACAUGUGCCUUCUACAAGCUCAAUAUUACAUAGUAAAUCUGAGGAAGGGUCUAAAACAUCGUCAGCUACCCCUGGGAAUUCAGGGAAGGAGAUGGUUAGGGAAACACCUCGCAGGUCCAAUUUUUCUUUUCCACAUGCUAGAUCUCCUUCAUGGACAGAAGGGGUAAGCUCCCCGGCUGCACACAAGAUGAAGGUGAAGGAUGUUUCACAAUACAUGAUUGAUGCUGCCAAAGAAAAUCCACAGUUGGCUCAAAAGCUCCAUGAUGUGUUGCUUGAAAGCGGGGUUGUUGCACCUCCAGAUCUUUUUACUGAAAUAUACCAGGAGCAGGUAGAUAUGCAGAAGGCAGAGCAGAAUAUCCAGUCUGAAAAAGACAAAAGGAUUAGAACUAGUGAUGAGACUUUGAAAAACAAGGGCAAACCUGAUUAUAUUAAACCCCGCUUUUUACCUCCUCUACCAGCUCAUAGUGCAAACGCUAAAGGAGGUCAUUCUGGACAAGUAGAGGAUCAUUCAGGUUUCAAGGAAGAUGGGGAGAGAGUUUCCUUGCAAGCUGAUGUAGCUCCCAAAAAACAUGUUCGCAAUGUUCCUGUUGCAGCAGCUGCAGCGGCGGCGGCAGCAGCUGUUGUGGCAUCUUCAAUGGUAGUUGCUGCAGCAAGGACUUCUGCCGACUCCAAUCCUGAACUUCCGGUAGCUGCUGCAGCCACUGCUACAGCAGCAGCUAUGGUAGCAACUACAGUUGCUGUUGGCAACCAGCAAGAAAAUGUGGAUGCUCAUUCACCAAGUGCCGCUACUCCCUUCUUUAACCCAUUGGGCUGUGCAAAAAGUGAUGGAGAUGCAGAUGCUACUGUUUAUGAGCCUCGGGGUAGUGGUAACCUAUUACCUGAUGCCACGAGGGGAAAUUCGGAAGGUGAGAGAACAUCAGAUAGGUCUGCCGGUAAUGAUAGCACAAGGUCUGACACCUCACUUGAUGAAGUUUCGGAUUGCGAGAUCCCAUGGGAGGAUAUCACAUUGGGCGAGCGUAUUGGACUUGGAUCAUAUGGGGAGGUAUAUCGUGGAGACUGGCAUGGAACUGAAGUCGCUGUCAAGAAGUUCCUAGACCAAGAACUAACUGGUGAAUCCCUUGAAGAGUUCAAAAGUGAGGUCGGGAUCAUGAAAAGGGUUCGACAUCCCAAUGUCGUUCUAUUUAUGGGAGCUGUAACUCGUCCUCCAAAUCUGUCUAUUGUAACAGAAUUCCUUCCUAGAGGUAGUUUGUACAGAUUAAUUCACCGGCCAAACAAUCAGUUGGAUGUCCGUAGACGUCUGAGAAUGGCCCUUGACGCAGCUAGGGGCAUGAACUAUUUGCACAACUGUACGCCAGUUAUUGUUCAUCGUGAUUUAAAAUCUCCAAAUCUUCUUGUGGAUAAAAACUGGGUUGUGAAGGUAUGCGAUUUUGGGUUAUCAAGAAUGAAGAAAGGCACAUUUCUUUCCUCGAGGUCAACUGCAGGGACGGCUGAGUGGAUGGCUCCAGAGGUACUCAGAAAUGAACCAUCAGAUGAGAAGUGCGAUGUUUAUAGUUAUGGUGUAAUAUUAUGGGAACUCUGUACUUUGCAACAACCAUGGGGAGGCAUGAACCCUAUGCAAGUUGUUGGAGCUGUUGGUUUUCAACAUCGACGUCUUGACAUUCCUGAUGACAUAGAUCCGGCUAUUGCAGAUAUUAUCUGCAAAUGCUGGCAAACUGAUCCAAAGUUAAGGCCGUCAUUUUCUGAAAUUAUGGCUGCCUUGAAGCCACUUCAAAAGCCGAUAUCUAAUUCACAAGUGCCAAGACCACCUUCAUCAGCAAGCAGUGGACAGUAGAAGGGUCAGCCAUGGAGUACUUAAUUGUCAGCAAAGAGCGAGGGGAAACAACAAAGUAAGCUGGACAAUGACCCAUUGGAAUGCCUUGCAAUAGAGGCAAGCAUGGGAUUGCCGGGAACAAAUGUAAGAAACGGAACUGUUUAACGAUCAUCACAUUGGACAAUUACUUCAGAUUUGACUUGAUUGUGAUUCUUUCUGCCAUUCUUUUCCCCUCCUAAUCUAACCUUCUUGGUUUUGUAAUGGCACUGCUCUCGAAAGUCUUGUAUUUUCCUGUAAAGCAUGUUCAAUUUGUUGUAAUAAAGUCUUUUUGGUUCUUUGUUUUCGUUUA